AACAUAAAAAGAAGAUUAAACUGCAUAAGAUUCUAAUAUACGAAUAUACUGUUCAAAAGUUUGGGGUUGGUAAGAUCUUUAAAUGUUAUUAAAGAAGUCUCUAAUGCUCACUAAGGUAGCAUUUAUUUGAUCAAAACUACAUUAAAACUAUUGUAAAAUAUUAUGACCAUUUAAAAUAUUUUAAAACCGUUUAUUCCUGUGAAGGCAAAUCUUAAAUUUUUUUAUUACUCAUGUAACGAAACAUUUCGUAUUAAUGCUGAAAAAAGUUGUGCAGCUUAAUAGUUUUUGUAAAAACAUACUUUUAUUUGAACUUUGAUGAAUAGAAAGUUUUAAAGAACACCAUCAUCUUUAUUGACACUUUUGAUCAAUUUAAUAUGUCCUUGCCAAAUUAACCUAUUAAUAUCUCCAAACUUGUGAAUAGUAGUGCUUAUAUAUAUUAAUCCUUUGAUACAUUGUUCUUAAUCUGUUGUUUAUGAACCCCAUUUAUUAAUAUUUUGAUUAGGUAGUAUUUCUGGAAAUGACCUUUUGAAGUAAUACUAGCUGUGGACUUUAAUGACACUUUUAAGGUCAGUUCUGGCUAUUUAUCUCAAGCUUUGCUCUGACUUUGUGUGUGAUGAUUCUUGAAAACAUUGUUCUGUGUCUUAAGUCAUGCAUGGAUUCAGGUGAAACUUUGCAUGUCCGUGCAUUGAAUGACCCCAUGUCUGUCUGGAACUUGAAUGUCAGUCUGCACUGGUUUCACACCUGUAGCAGUGUGUGUGUAUCGCAACUGUUCAAGUGAACUUUCCUCAUGUGAUCUGACACUGAGUGCUUAAGCUGUGUAUAUCUGCAGUGAAUGUGUAUCGGUGAGACUGUCUCUGGCCCUCAGGGUAACAGCAGUGUUUUGGAAGCUCGGCCAGGUGUAUGUGUCCAAAUGGCAUGUGGGAGGGGCCUCAACUAGCUUCUCUCAUUUCCCUGGCAAAUACUGUCACCAGUUCCCUUUUCUUGUCACACAGCUUCUAGAGAUUAUAUAGCAGAAAUGGAAUGUGUUGGAGUCACUAUGUUUCUGCUCAUGUCCACAAUAUUUCUAUUCAUUCCUGGUACGGACUCUAAAUGCACUGAAUGUGUUUCACUGCAGCCCACACAGCAUGGAAAAGUGGGGGACUCGAUGCUCCUCCGAGUUGAGGCUCAUUUUGAUGUCCAGAAUGUGACGUUCCAGGGGUCCUGGUACAAGAUUAAGCCUAUUAACACUCUUUUGGUCACUUUCGACAACAUCAAAGCCAUCCCAAAUCUGCGCUUAACGAACCGCCCCGCACUCCAUUUGCCUGAUGUCUCACUGAAAUUUGAGCAUCUGGAUGAAGACACACAGGGGGAAUAUGAGCUGCAGAUCAACAUCGUCUUCCCAGGAAUUCCCAGCCCAGUUGCUGUCACAAAAAGUGUGACAGUCACAGUCAGCGUGCCUGUGUCCAUCCCAGUUAUUAGUAAGACCCCAGAAUCAGAACUGGUGGAAGACAGGGACAAUGUGACGCUGACUUGUUCUGUUGAACAUGGGACAAAUGUUCAGUACAAAUGGCUAAAAAACAACAUGGUGGUUGGUCCAAGUGAGCGGCAUACAUUCUCACAAGAUUAUGGGACACUUGUUAUAAACCCUGUCAAGAAAGAAGACAUUGGUCGAUACAUUUGUGAGGCCCAAAACUACAUUAGCAAUAAGCUAAGCAAAUCGGCUGAACUCAUUGUGUUCUAUGGGCCUUAUAACUUGGCAGUAAAUUCUGAACAAGGUCAGAUAACUGAAGGGGUGUUCAUGGUGAACCUGAAGGAACUGGUCUUUUUUGAGUGUAUUGCGGACUCCAACCCUCCCAACACCUGCGUCUGGAUCUCUAAGACAAAGAACGGCACAGAGGUUCUCAUGACUGGACCACGGUUUGAAGUGAAGCCGUAUGAUUUACCCCAGGGUAAAGAGUUCUUGUGCAGGGCAUUCAACAAUAUGACUAAGAAGCAGGAUGAGACCAAGUUCACACUGGUGAUGUCCAGAUUUGACAAAGGAAACGCAAAAUAUAGCCAGGAAGGAAGUGCGCUGUCUCCAUUGACUUUCAUUACAAUCUCUUCAGUCAUCAUCAUAGUGUGUAUGAUGUUUGUGCUCCUAAGGAAGAGCUGCCAUCCGAGAAGAAUGAUAAAGACUAUCUACAGGCGGCCAAUGACAGAGCAGAGAGGACUGCACCGCUCCGGUCAUGAAGAUGCAACUGAAGACUUUGGCAUUUAUGAAUUUGUCUCUGUACCUGGGAAAAUGGACUCAACACAGGCAUCCUGCAGGUCUUUGGCACGGCUUGAUUCAGUCAAAGAUUUGCAUACCACCAUCUAUGAUGUCAUCAGACAUGUGCCUGAAACUCCAACACUGAGUCUUUUGAAAUGAGAGCGCUGGAUAGUCACGAGCGCACGGAAGUAAAGAUGAAAGGAGUUUCACUAUUUUUUUCCUGCCAAUUCUUCUCUCUACAGUCACACGUUUUGUUUUACGCACUUCUUUUGUUUUACAGUUAUUCGUUUUUAUACUACUUGAGGUCUGAAAAUCAUACAUUUAUAAACUUGUGCUGGGCACUGAAGUUUUUAUUGUCUUAAAAAGAAUAUAUAAGAGAGCUAUGAGAUUUUUUUCUGUAGCAACAUGCUUAAUGAAAAGCUGAGAGUAUUUCUAUAUAAAUACGGUCGUCAUCUAACGUUGUUGUUGUUCCUGCCUUAUGAAUGUAAAUAUGAUGUAUGCAUUUUGUACUAAGAAUCUGUAUUUUUUUGCACACUGCAGCGUAUUCUGUAAUAUUGCUAAUUACAUUUUCAAGAUGCCACAUGCCGUUCCAUACAUUUCACGGGUAGCAGUUUGUUGAAUGUAAAACAGACAUCUUCUGUCUGUUUUGUUGUCUAUGUGUUGCACCUGCACCUGUUUAAACACAGAAGGAUGCUCCGUAAUGUUCAAAUAAAGGUUUAACAAAUA
Molecule: messenger RNA, 2953 nt
Organism: Cyprinus carpio (common carp)
Lineage: Eukaryota; Metazoa; Chordata; Actinopteri; Cypriniformes; Cyprinidae
Product: HEPACAM family member 2-like
Source: RefSeq, a predicted model, not a curated record